Carya illinoinensis is the source of this 1640-nucleotide messenger RNA. RefSeq lists its product as uncharacterized. The coding region runs from base 264 to 1292 and encodes 342 amino acids. Gene Ontology annotation, molecular function: catalytic activity. The transcript has 10 exons. The record is from RefSeq and is a predicted model, not a curated record. NCBI's taxonomy places the organism in Eukaryota, Viridiplantae, Streptophyta, Magnoliopsida, Fagales, Juglandaceae.
AAUGCAACGACUCACCCCUUUUGGAUGCUGCCAUCUCGCAGCAACUGUCCCGACUCCAAAACUCGACUAGCCUCCACAUGUGCUAACUGCUAACACCGCGUCGUCAUUUUGCCUGCCUGAUACUUUGCCAUUAAAGAAACUUUUACCUCUUGUCUCUUUUCUGGCUCUCUCUCCUCAUUUCAAAGAAAGUUGCUGGAUCUUUUUUGCCUUUGAUAUAUAUUUUUCUUCUUUUUUCUCUUUCGGGUUCCAAAGGCAUCGUGACUAUGAUGUGGGGUUCUCCACCAAUACCUGCACAAACGCGGGUGGCCACCAUGGCAGAAAAAUGUGAGAGUCUCAGCAGGGUUUUGGCUUGUAAAACUGGUGGAGGUGGUGGUGGGACUGGUGCUGGGUUUCCAUCGUUUCUUCCUAAGGAGGUUGAGAAAAUCAAAGACCCUUUUGCCAGAACUUUGGCUCAGAGAAUAGAGAGGCUUCCUGUACAGAUUGGAAUCUCUGAAAGUUGCAUAAUGAGUAGCUGCGUGAAACCGAUUAUUCAAAGGGAGACCAAUCCAAUGGUUCUCCUACAUUGCUUUGACAGUUCUUGUUUAGAAUGGAGGUGCACAUACCCCUUGCUUGAAGAGGCUGGUCUGGAGGUUUGGGCCAUCGAUGUUCUUGGAUGGGGCUUCUCUGAUUUAGAAAGGCUUCCACCAUGCAACGCGGCAUCCAAGCGUCACCACCUCUAUCAGCUUUGGAAGUCCUACAUCAAAAGGCCAAUGAUAUUAGUUGGACCAAGCCUUGGUGCCGCUGUUGCAGUUGACUUUGCCGUCAAUUAUCCAGAAGCUGUUGAAAAACUGGUUUUGAUUAAUGCAAGUGUGUAUGGAGAAGGUACAGGAGACCUAGCUAAGCUACCUACAAUAGUAGCACAGGGUUUGGUUUCUUUAUUGAAAAGCAUCCCACUACGCCUUUAUGCAAAUAUACUUGCCUUCAAUGGAAUUUCAUUAGCCACAAGCUUAGAUUGGACCAAUGUUGGCCGCUUACACUGUCUACUUCCUUGGUGGAAAGAUGCAACCAUUAAUUUUAUAUUCAGCGGGGGAUACAAUGUUAUAUCCCAAAUAAAACAGGUAAAGCAGAAAGCACUUAUCAUUUGUGGUGAGCGUGAUCAGAUAAUUGGCUACAAGCAAGCAGUGAGGCUGCACUGUGAACUUCAGGAUGCAAUUUUACGGAAAGUACCUGAUUGUGGGCAUCUCCCUCACGUCCAGAAACCCAGGUAUGUCGCAAAGUUGAUUGCAGACUUUGCUCGAGGUGAUUGCCACUAAGAGGUCGAAAUCAGACCUAGCUGGAACUGGUCCCUGCUGAAGAAAAGGCCUGCUGUUUUAUCCUAUACUCUAGUAUGUAAUUGGGGUUGUAUGGUAUUGUGUCAAUUGUAUCACACAUCACUAAAGCUAACUGUAUAUUGUGUGAAAAUACCUACUGUUAAUGUUGCAAUCACAACUCUACCCUACAAAAACAAAAUUAGCCUCUGAACCCAUGCAGUUAUCCUUCUCAGGCGCCAUUGCACUCAUCACAGACUCGUGGUUAAGUUGUUGGUCUGAGUUGCCGGGUGAUUAUUUUUCUUUCUUUGAAACAUUAUAAGUUUAUAAAUCUUCAUCCUAUUGUCAAACCUA